Molecule: messenger RNA, 8064 nt
Organism: Mustela erminea (ermine)
Lineage: Eukaryota; Metazoa; Chordata; Mammalia; Carnivora; Mustelidae
Gene: RAPGEF1
Product: Rap guanine nucleotide exchange factor 1
Exons: 27
Coding region: 2334-6080 (1248 amino acids)
Biological process (GO): positive regulation of GTPase activity; Ras protein signal transduction
Cellular component (GO): plasma membrane
Molecular function (GO): guanyl-nucleotide exchange factor activity
Source: RefSeq, a predicted model, not a curated record
ACCCUGGCUCUUUGCAAAUAUUUGGCGCGUAGAGAUGGAGGGAGUGCGUGAGGGAGGAGUGAACGGGAUGUCCGUGGGCUGCUGUGGGCUAUCGGGGGCGCCCUGUUUCCCCAGGUGACAGGGCAGGGGAGGGACUCUCCAGGCGGCCCUUGGCCUUUCACUUUCUUCCUUCUCUGCCCAGUAAGCGCCUCUUACAGUAUCCCAGCGGCUGCUGGGGCCCAUGGCUCGCCUCUCCUCCCCCUGCUGCCUGGGAAAGAAAGAAAGAACAUACUUGCUGACAAAUGAAAACUUUUUCCUCUGGAGGUCCAGAAGGUAGCCUGACAAAUAAUGGGUUCUUUGGAUCCCUGAGCAGGGCCAAGUGCACUGAGGCCAGCCCAGGCACCGCAGCCUACACUGUUGCGGGGCCCCUGCCUGAGCCCUGUCACCGUGGCCCAGCCCCAAAUACACGGGCCUUCCUGCCCCAACUUGGGCUGCUUUGCUGGUGACAUGAUGUGAAAAAAUAUGCUGUGAGGCCCUGGAGGAGCAUUGUUUGAAUUCUGAACUGGCACGGGUCCCAACGUGCAAGUUCCUCUGAGGGACAGAGGCGGCUCCAGACAGCUCCACCCCAGGGACAGAGGUCAGGGCGGACUCCGCUUCUUCCUGUGGUCGUGAGCCUGGACCGUGCUCUGCUUUGGCCCUGUCUGCUUUCUGCCAGUGCCGGGGUGUGCUCACUCAGAAUGCACCGUUACUCCGCCCCGGCUCCGUCCCCCACUCCCCACUCUCUCUUGCUCUCUGUGACUCUCAUCUCUAGAAAUAAAACUCUGGAGAAAGGGACAAAUCUGCAUCUAGGGAUGUCUAUAGAGUCUGUGGCUUUAAGAAUCUCUAGGCCACUCUAUCUGUCAAAUAAAUAAAAUCUUAAAAAAAAAGAAAGAGAAAGAAAGGAAGGAAGGAAAGAAGAAAGCAAGCAAGAAAGAAACAAAGAAAGAAAGGAAGGAAGAAAGAAAGAAAAGAAAAAAGAAUCUCUAGGCCAUUGGCUUUAAGAAUCUCUAGGCCACUUUAUCUGUCAAAUAAAUAAAUAAAAUCUUAAAAAAAAAAAGGAAGGAAAGAAAGAAAAGAAAGAAAGAAAAGAAAAGAAAAGAAUCUAUCUCUAGGCCAUUGCCAAACGGUGAUGAGAAAAAAAUACUUUCUUGGGAGGAGACGUUGAGGCCUCCCUGGGCGGGCUGACCUUGAACACUCACCACAGGAGCCAGGGCGCUGGGGUUGCCUCGGCUGUGCUGUGUGCUGUGGCUGUGCUGUGUGCUGUGUGUGCUGCCUGUGGGGUUGGGGGAUGGUGCUGGGGCCCUGGGACUUGGUUUCCUCAUGUGUCUAAGGGCAGUGAAAGCCCUUUCCUUGCAGUGUUAGUGUGAGGGUAGGGGUGACCGUGGGCUCCCUGCACAGUGCUCGGCCUAUAGCGGGUGUUUGAAGCGAGAGCUGCUGAUGGCGCCUCACCAGGAGAGAAGCAGUUCUCAAGCGGGAGGCUCCGCUUUCCUCUCCUCUGGGAAUACUUGUCGAUAUUUGAUGAAUGUUUGCUAAAAGGAGUAAGUCUUGGGGAAACUUCUGUGUGUGGAUUUGUUCGGAUCCCUCUGCGACGGUGUGCGCGAGGGGCUGUGGGCCUCUGAAGGGCUUUGCUUUUUUCUCUGAGGGAGAAGAGAUGCUGCAGGAGGGCUUUGGGCAGCGAGGCGGUGGAACAGGACUUGACCCUUUACAGGGUCGCCCUGGUUACUGGUGGAAAAGACUAGAAAGGCAAGGAGCAGGGGUUCUUGGACAGCUGUGGUGGCGGGUUAGGCACAGAGUGGCUGUGGUUUGGGUCAGGGUGUCAGUGCUGCCGCUCGCUGCAGUGCUGAGACUUGGGAUGGACGGCUGAGGCGGGAUGGAUGUGCGGAGUUGGCUGCAGGACUGGAAGGUGGGUGUGAGCCAAAGAACAGAGUCAGAAAUUUUGACCUGAGCCGCUGGAAGGGUAAACUUUCCUGUUUCACCAGGAUGUAGUGGCAGCAGGUUUGGGAGGGAGUCUCGGGCAAAGUUUUGUGCUUGUGCUGCCUGAUCUUGACAUCCAGGACAAUGACCAGGAGCUUGUGUGUAGGAAGAGACCACUCUCACCUCCGAGGUGCCCACCUCUUCUCUGCGCCGGGCUCUGGGGUUCCCAUCUGGCUUCCUGGCGUCCUGUGUCUUCUCUGUGCCACCGGUGUGCUCACGUGGAUGCCUCCAGCCUCCAUCCGCCUCCUUGACUCAGACUCCUCCAUCCAACUGGUGAAACCAAGUUCCCCGGGGUCUCUGCAGAGGAGGGUUCCUCUGUCCCCAUCCAGGGCCUGACCCAGAUGAGAGGCUCAGACUCCCAGCGCUCCCAUCUCUCCUCCUUCACCAUGAAGCUGAAGGACAAAUUCCACUCGCCCAAAAUCAAGAGGACGCCGUCCAAGAAGGGAAAACCAGCCGAGGCGUCUGUGAAAAACCCGGAGAAGCCUGUGAGCAAAGAGGCAACAGACAGAUUUCUACCAGAGGGCUACCCUCUCCCCUUGGAUCUGGAGCAGCAGGCAGUAGAAUUUAUGUCCACCAGUGCUGUGGCUUCCAGGUCUCAGAGGCAGAAGAACCUGAGCUGGCUGGAAGAGAAAGAGAAAGAAGUUGUUAGUGCCUUGCGCUACUUUAAGACCAUUGUGGACAAAAUGGCUAUUGAUAAGAAGGUCCUGGAGAUGCUUCCAGGGUCAGCCAGCAAGGUGCUGGAGGCCAUCUUACCGCUGGUGCAGAGUGAUCCUCGAACUCAGCACAGCUCAGCCCUCUCCUCCUGCCAUAGCCGAGUGUACCAAAGUCUCGCCAACCUCAUCCGUUGGUCUGACCAAGUGAUGCUAGAAGGUGUGAACUCAGAAGAUAAAGAGGCGGUGACAACCGUGAAGGGAGUCAUCAAGGCUGUGCUGGACGGAGUAAAGGAGCUGGUCAGACUUACCAUCGAGAAGCAGGGGCAUCCGUCUCCAACCAGUCCAGUGAAACCCAGUUCCCCAGCCUGCAAACCCGACGGCCAGUCUGAGCUCCCCCUGACAGAUCGAGAGAUGGAGAUCCUAAACAAGACAACCGGCCUGUCCCAGUCGACUGAGCUUCUCCCAGACUCUACGGAUGAGGAGGUUGCACCCCCCAAGCCCCCGUUACCUGGCAUUCGGGUGGUUGAUAACAGUCCUCCGCCGGCGUUGCCGCCCAAGAAAAGACAGUCGGCUCCAUCCCCGACCCGAGUGGCUGUCGUUGCCCCCAUGAGUCGAGCCACCAGCGGCUCCAGUUUGCCUGUUGGAAUUAAUAGGCAGGAUUUUGACGUGGACUGUUACACACAGAGGCGACUCUCAGGAGGCAGCCACUCGUACGGCGGGGAGUCGCCCCGCCUGUCCCCCUGCAGCAGCAUAGGCAAGCUCAGCAAGUCGGACGAGCAGCUGUCCUCUCUGGACAGGGACAGCGGCCAGUGCUCCCGGAACACAAGCUGUGAAACACUCGAUCACUACGAUCCGGACUAUGAGUUCCUUCAGCAAGACCUCUCUAACGCAGACCAGAUACCUCAGCAAGUGGCCUGUAACCUUAGCCCGUUGCCGGAGUCCUUGGGAGAGUCUGGGUCUCCUUUUCCCGGCCAUCCUUUCCAGUUGCCUCCAGCACCUCCGGAGGGGCCGUCGGCCGCGGGACAGCAGACGGACAUGCCGCCCGCCCUCCCCGAGAAGAAGCGCAGGAGUGCGGCCUCUCAGACCACGGACAGUUCUGGCUGCCGAGUGUCCUACGAGCGGCACCCCUCCCAGUACGACAACAUCUCCGAGGACGACCUGCCGAACCCAGCCUCGGUCCCGUCCGUCCCCUUCACGCCCUUUGCUGCUAUUCUCCCCUUUCAGCAAGGAGGGUCCUCAGCCUCCGUCGAGUUUGUGGGUGAUUUCACUGCUCCUGAGUCAACAGGUGACCCGGAAAAACCGCCUCCUCUACCGGAGAAGAAAAACAAACACAUGCUGGCCUACAUGCAGCUGCUGGAGGACUACUCAGAGCCACAGCCGUCCGUGUUCUACCAGACGCCGCAGAACGAGCACAUCUACCAGCAGAAGAACAAGCUCCUCAUGGAGGUGUACGGCUUCAACGACUCGUUCAGCACCGAGGCCCCGCAGGAGCUGGCGCCGCCCCCCGCCCUGCCCCCCAAGCAGCGGCAGCUGCAGGCCUCCUAUGCUGCUGCUUCCUUCUCCUCUGUCUCCUACUGUGUCCAGCAAACUAAAGUGGCCUUCACCCCCGAGGACAGCAGUGCCACUCAGGGCAUCAGUGUGUCCGUCUCUAACUCCUUUCUCAGCCGGCACGGCACCUUGCCUGUGCCCUCGUAUAAAUCUGUGUUUAGGUCCUACUCCCAGGAUUUCGUGCCUCACAACCAAGCUUCCGUUCAGCCUUUCCUUCCGUCUACCUCCUCUUCCUCUCCACACUUCCCACCCGUCCACCAGUCUCAGAGCUCUGACUUAGCGGGGCCAACCGUAGCCAGUCUGCCUCCCAGCACCGUGGACGGGCCUCUCUCAUCUUCUCAGGAGAGCAACUUUCAUGGGAACACUGUCUGCCUUCCUUCCGAAACCUCUUUCACUGACUCGCCCCAGACGCCUUCGAGUGAAAACACCAGUGAGGAGGCUGGUGAGGGUGAAUACGUCAAUCUGUAUUCCUCUGGCCAGAGCAGCGAGGAGCUGGCUCGCUCUCGAGGCGAAUCACCAGCUAUGAAAGACGGUCAUCCUAGAGAUCCCUCGUCAGCCAGCAGCGCGGCGGGGAAGGAGAGCAGAGACGGCGACAGGGCCUCCAGGUCACCAGAUGGUUCAGAGUUGGCGCGGUCAGAGGAGGAAGUGGAUGAGCUGUCCCUCAUCGACCACAGUGAGAUUAUGGCCAGGCUGACACUCAAGCAAGAGGGUGACGACGGGCCAGACGUCCGUGGCGGGUCCGGAGACAUCCUACUGGUGCAUGCUACUGAGACAGACAGGAAAGAUUUGGUCCUGUACUGUGAGGCCUUCUUGACCACCUACAGGACCUUCAUCACCCCGGAGGAGCUCAUCAAGAAGCUGCAGUACAGAUACGAGAAGUUCUCUCCCUUUGCCGACACAUUCAAGAAGCGUGUCAGCAAGAACACGUUCUUCGUGCUGGUGCGGGUGGUGGACGAGCUCUGCCUUGUGGAGUUGACAGAAGAGAUCUUGAAGCUGCUGAUGGAGCUGGUCUUCCGCUUGGUGUGCAGCGGGGAGCUCAGCCUGGCCCGCGUGCUCCGGAAGAACAUUCUGGACAAGGUGGACCAGAAGAAGCUGCUCAGGUGUGCCAACUCCGACCAGCCCCUGGCAGCCCGGGGCGUAGCCGCCAGGCCAGGGACUUUGCAUGACUUUCACAGCCAUGAAAUAGCCGAGCAGCUGACCCUGCUGGAUGCUGAGCUCUUUUAUAAAAUAGAGAUUCCUGAGGUUUUGCUUUGGGCAAAAGAGCAGAAUGAGGAGAAGAGCCCAAACUUGACCCAGUUCACGGAGCACUUCAACAACAUGUCCUACUGGGUCCGGUCAAUAAUCAUGUUACAAGAAAAAGCCCAGGACCGGGAGCGGCUGCUGUUGAAGUUCAUCAAGAUCAUGAAGCACUUACGGAAGCUGAACAACUUUAACUCCUACCUGGCCAUCCUCUCAGCACUGGACUCGGCUCCCAUCCGCAGGCUGGAGUGGCAGAAGCAGACCUCGGAGGGCCUGGCGGAGUACUGCACACUGAUCGACAGCUCGUCCUCCUUCCGCGCCUACCGGGCUGCCCUCUCCGAGGUGGAGCCCCCGUGCAUCCCCUACCUGGGGCUUAUCCUGCAGGACCUCACCUUUGUUCACUUGGGCAACCCAGACUAUAUUGACGGGAAGGUGAAUUUUUCCAAACGGUGGCAGCAGUUCAACAUUCUGGACAGCAUGCGGUGCUUCCAGCAGGCGCACUAUGAUAUCCGAAGAAAUGAUGACAUCAUAAACUUCUUCAAUGACUUCAGCGACCACUUGGCGGAGGAGGCCCUGUGGGAACUCUCUCUGAAAAUCAAACCUAGGAACAUCACGAGGAGAAAAACAGACCGGGAGGAGAAGACCUAGGAGCGGUGCCGUGAGCGAGGAGAGCGCUCGAGAGAGGCUCUGAGGGCUGCCCAGACCGGGAGGGACCUUGGACCUGGCCCCCGGCAGGCUGCACGUGUCCCGGCCCCAGGGCUCAGCCAGCCCUCUGCUGUGCCGGGCAGGAGCCCCAGCAGCUUCCGGCUCCUCUUCUCCACGGGAGCGGACGCCAGGCCCACCGUGGAGCCAGCAGGCAGGUCUCGUUCCUGGUUUGUGAGCCCGUGGUUUGGUUUUGGUUCCGGUUUCUGCUUUCACUUCCGUAUUCCUCACCCCCUCCCACCCCCUGGCCUGGGAGCCGCACGGGAGAGCGGCAGGCCAAGGCACACUGGGACUCUCUUCACCCCCCCUUCCAUUUGAGGCUCCCGAAUCGGCUGCAAUGACGAAUGAGUGGACGCUGAGAGGUGGGGGCUGUACCCCAGGGACUGUCAGUCGGGUCGGCAGGAAGCAGAGAAGACCCGGGAGGCUCCUUGUACUUUCCUUGCCCUGCUUAAUGCAAGAUGGUGUGAGCUUUUGACGUGGCCCGGAAAGGUUCACCAGGUGGCCUUUCAGCAGCGCCGGGGCUGGGGCUCCCGUCACGGUACCGGCCCUCAGAACCGUCCUCCUCCCGGCCCUUCGCCUCCCCGACCGCGCGGCACUUGGGGGAGCUGGGGCAGAAGAUGGAGCAAGGGAGGGUGGAGGUUUAGCGAGCGGGGCCGGAAGUCCUCCCGGGUGAAUGAAGUUGGAGAGCGGAGGGGCGGUUCUGUCCGGGGAAGGCCCAGGUCCCUCCUCUGUCGCUUGCUGUGUGCCUUAAACUCCGUCUCCUGUCCCCCGGCCCCCGGGGGCUCCCUUCCCACCUUGCUCCAUCCCGGUGGGGCCCAGGGGUGCCUCUCCGACCUCCCCCCCGGUGCACAGCAAGCUCUGCCCGGUUUAGGACGGGGCGCCCCUGAGCAGACGGGGCGGCCGUGGCUCUGGAGGUGCCUGUUGAGGCUGACUGGCCCGGCUCCUACCCCCUGCCCCGGGGACCGCUCGCUCUCCCCGUCUUCCUGGUUGGAAGCCGCACUCGCUGGUGAGGCGGACUGUCGGAGGCAGGUCCGCAGGGCGGUCCCCGCACACGGAGGGGCCGCUGUCCCCCGUCCCUCGGGUCCUGAUUGGCUGACUGAGUGCUGGCUUCUCCAAGGCUUCACCUGCCUUCACUUGGUCAAGCAAAUGCCAGGGUCGAACUUCUUAAACAACCGUGUCACUUUGAGUCUUUCCUGGGUUCUGAGCAGCUUUCUCCGCUCUUGUUUUGGGGUCCUGGACCUAGAGGGGAGAACGUGUGAAAUGCCAGCGGCACCCCCUCGGGCAGUGGUCUGGCUGCCUCGGGCCGAACGUGUCACUUUCCUAUUUAAAGCGUGUGGUCGCUGUUCUUCAGUGCGGGGGCAGGAGUCCCCUCACUGAGGUCGCGCCCUCCCCCUUCCCGUCUUGCCCCUGCCUGGCCCAGCGCUGCCAGAGGCUGCUGCGUGCGGGGGGCGGCCGCCGCGGCCCAAAUACUCAUGCCGGGUCGGUCUGCACCUCACACGCCCGUCCGCGGAUGGGGAUGGGGGCUUUACCUUCCGGCCCCUCCCCUCUGGGAGCCCUGCCAGGCAGAGGGAGGCAGUGUGGGGGACGGGGGUCCCUGCGAGAGGACCACAGGGGCCGUGUGCGUUUAAUUUCUGGCUGGCAGGCUUCCCACCCCGUGCCAGCCUCUCAUCUGGGCUCUGAUCGGUCUGGGGGACCAGUACCCAGUGUUCCCUGCGGGGCGGUGCUGGAGCCAGGGAAGGGCGGCCGCACGCCAGGUCAGGAGGAACCCAGCCUUUCAGAAGCACCUCCCUCUCCCCCCACUCCACGCCUCCCCCUGUUACAUUGUAAUAUAUAUGUAUCCCCACUAACCUGGCUGAUGGUGGUAUCUUCCUGCAGACAUUUCAAACCUGUAACUUUUAUACGAAAGGAGAAUAAACACGGAUGAAAGCUG